GGGACGGGGGCGGGGCCAACCCGACGGAGAAAAGCCCAUCUAGUCCAACCCUCGCUCUUUGGACCCAGCUAGGCUUCAGUCAUCUUCUAGUCCCGAGAGCUGACUUUCUGGGCUGGCCGACGUGCGGGAUGCAAGCCGGGAAGCCUGUCCUCUAUUCCUAUUUCCGAAGCUCCUGUUCAUGGAGAGUUCGAAUCGCUCUGGCGUUAAAAGGCAUUGAGUAUAAGACAGUGCCCAUCAACCUCAUAAAGGAUGGGGGGCAACAGUUUUCUGAGGAAUUCCAGACCCUGAAUCCCAUGAAACAAGUGCCAGCCCUGAAGAUCGAUGGAAUCACCAUUGGCCAGUCACUGGCCAUCAUGGAGUACCUGGAAGAGACUCGGCCUAUCCCACGGCUUCUGCCUCAGGACCCACAGAAAAGAGCCAUCGUGCGCAUGAUUUCUGACCUCAUCGCUAGUGGCAUCCAGCCCCUUCAGAACCUAUCUGUCCUGAAGCAAGUGGGACAGGAGAACCAGAUGCCUUGGGCCCAAAAGGUUAUUACUUCCGGUUUUAAUGCUCUGGAGCAGAUUCUACAGAGCACUUCAGGGAAGUACUGUGUAGGAGAUGAGGUGUCCAUGGCUGAUGUGUGCUUAGUGCCUCAGGUGGCAAAUGCUGAAAGGUUCAAGGUGGACCUCAGCCACUACCCUACCAUCAGUCACAUCAACAAGGCGCUGCUGGCCUUGGAAGCUUUCCAAGUGUCUCACCCGUGUCGACAGCCAGAUACACCUGCCGAGCUGAGGACUUAGCUCCCAAACCAUGGAAGUAGGAGUAGGGUUCAGAUGCUGAGUGCCUUAGUUAGGGUUUCUGUUGCUGGGAACAGACAACCAUGACCACCGCAACUCUUAUCAAGGAAAACAUUUAAUUGGGGCGGGCUUAGAUUCAGAGAUUUAGUCCAUUACCAUCAUGGCAAAAAGCAUGGCAUCGUGCAGGCAUAGUGCUAGAGACGUAGUUGAGAGUUCUACAUCUUGAUCUGAAGGCAGCAGGAAAAGAGAGUGACACUAGGCCUCGCUUGAGCACUUGAAGCCUCAAAGCCUGCUCCCAGUGACCCGCUUCUUCCAAUACCUCCCAAUAGUGCCACUCGCUAUCAAUCUAUGGGGACCAUUUUAGUCCAAACCACCACGCUGGAUAAGCUGAGCAGGCCCAGGAAUGAGUGAGCUGUAAUAGAAGACUUGAACUCUGCUCUUCCCUCAGGAAGCAGCAGAGACUCUUAGAGUCCAUGACAUUUCUUUGAGACCCCCAGUAUUAAGUUUUCUCUAGAGAAAUGAAGCUAAUAGCACAUAUCUUCCCUUGGGACUUCAUUCUGCCUUAACCUGCUCAUCUGUCAUAGGUGGGGGUGGGCGGACAUGACCUGCUCUAAUAGCU
Messenger RNA from Acomys russatus (golden spiny mouse), 1395 nucleotides. RefSeq names its product glutathione S-transferase zeta 1 (gene Gstz1). The record is from RefSeq and is a predicted model, not a curated record. The transcript is spliced from 9 exons. NCBI's taxonomy places the organism in Eukaryota, Metazoa, Chordata, Mammalia, Rodentia, Muridae. Gene Ontology annotation, molecular function: maleylacetoacetate isomerase activity; glutathione transferase activity. Gene Ontology annotation, cellular component: mitochondrion; cytoplasm. Gene Ontology annotation, biological process: glutathione metabolic process; L-phenylalanine catabolic process. Bases 129 to 779 code for a protein of 216 amino acids.